UGGCCAUUACCUUCUUCGGGAGUCCCCAAUCAUUUUUGAUCGCAGGGGUUAAGGCGAAGAGGAAGAAGCAGCGAUGUUGAAGUUCCUGUCUAAAGUGAAGGUCGAAUUCAAUGCCUUAGAUCCACGCUUAGCAUCUUGCAUGGAGUUCUUAGCGCAGUGUAAUGCUCGCAAGGCCAAGGAGUCGAACCCCGCUUGCCAAUUGAUCGUCAAGCGCCGAACCGAUGACCACCCGCCCCAGAUCGCCGUCACUUUUGUCAACGGAGUCGAAGAGGUUUUUGACGCUACAUCUACUCCUGCUCAAACAAUCAGGAAUACGAUUCUUGAAAAGGGCCAACUCCUUGAGACCGAGCAAAUGUUCCGAGAAGCUGGGGAAACUUGGCCAGUUAUCAUUCCCGAUGAAGAGCUCAAUCAACCCGCCCCCAGUAUCAAGUUUGAGUUCCAUAUUUGAUCGGUGACUCGGAUCGAAGAUUCGAGAGCAAAUUAGGGUUCUACGAUCCAGGCGGGAAAGGCGAACUCAUUGGCGCUAGAAGGAGACAAGUCCAAGCAUUUCUCUGUCGCGACUGAUAUCAUAAUUUGCAUCUAAUGGCACUUCCUCCUGGCCCUUACUCCGGCACCAGCACCCUCGCUCUGGUAGCCCGUGCAUCAGCAUUCACCUUUGGUUUGGUUUACGGAAACAUUAAGCUCAAGGUUCUGAAGGCAAAGGCCAAGUCACGCGCGAAAGCUGAAGCCAAGGCCCAUCAUUGAUGAACACUUUUCCUGAUGUAGCUUAUAGCGAUGGAAGAGAUGGAAAUUACCGCAUAGGGAGAGACUCCGAUCAUUGGUUGGAGAAUGUGAUUUUUGGCUUGAUAAUUAAUUAGAUUCAGUUUUUUUUUUCUUUUUUCUUUUCCUUCACUGCUGAAACAAAAGAAAAGUUCUCUGUUUAAACGGGGUUGGUAUUGCUGCAAAUACUCUAUGGUGUAUGCUUAGUUUUUCAGUUCCGAUUGGCAAUUCUGCCUGUGAGAAGAAUGUUCUUGAAAUAAAGGUGACACCAUACUGAUAAAUAAGACUCGUUUGAAAUUUCUUUU
Cucurbita pepo subsp. pepo (vegetable marrow) is the source of this 1064-nucleotide messenger RNA. The record is from RefSeq and is a predicted model, not a curated record. Lineage: Eukaryota; Viridiplantae; Streptophyta; Magnoliopsida; Cucurbitales; Cucurbitaceae.